Procambarus clarkii (red swamp crayfish) is the source of this 2451-nucleotide messenger RNA. RefSeq lists its product as uncharacterized. Lineage: Eukaryota; Metazoa; Arthropoda; Malacostraca; Decapoda; Cambaridae. The record is from RefSeq and is a predicted model, not a curated record.
GGUCCCUGCGAGCCCGUUCAGUUUGUAUUGAUGGCGGUCGUCGUAUAGGUGUGCCUGGGCUUCCCCUGGCUCUCUGGCCCUGCCUCUCUGGCCCUCACAGAUAUGGUUAGUGAAACAGAGGUCCGGCGAUCGGGCCGUCGAACUGUCCGACCAGUUGAGUUUUGGAAUUUUGAAAAACCAGAUGAAUCAAGAAGUGAAACGAUUAUAUAUAACUUGAACGACUUAAGCAAAUGCUCUAUCUACAAUGUUAUGUCUACAAAGUACAUCCAUGGGAACAAAAGUGUGCCUGUAGAAAAUAAGAAAACUGAAACAACUAGAAGUUUAAAAAAGCGUGCAACUGUUCAAGAUGGCCAAGAAAGGCAGAGCAGGACAUUGCAGGCCACUUCCAACAAUGCAAAUUCAAAUAAACACAAGACAAAGUCUAAGAAAAUUGUGGGCAAAAAUGACAUGACCAAGGCCACAGAAAAUAAAGAUGUGUCGGUAAUAAGCAAAGUGUCAAAAAGUAGUAAAGAGAUAAAUGAGACAGAAGUACCUCAAGAACACCCCCCAAAAUUAAUGAUCAAAAAACAUAACGAGCAAGAGAAUGGUUCAUCUGUGAUGUCCACAAUUAAGUCAGAUUGGUUACCUUACAAAUCCAGUGACAAGAAGAAAAUUCAGAUGCUACCUGUAGCAUCACUUACUCCAGAAAAUAGCAGCAUUAAUGCAUCCCAGAGCCAGAUGAAGUUUGAUCAACCCAGUUUCCAAAACAUACUCUCUAGUACAGUUAAUGAUAACAGUUUUACAUCCAAAUUGAGGAACUACAAACAAGUACCUUUGCAUAAAUCGAGCAGAGUUGGUAACACAGACAAUGGCAUUUUUAAGAUACCAAGCCUUCUGCCUUACAGACGUCUUAAGAAAAGUAGUAUGACUAGUCAGCUAAGCAUCUACUCAAUUCCUGAGGAAUGUGAGACUGAUUUAAGUCAGGAAACUGUGUCACUGGUAACCACAAGAAAUGAAUUUCCAUCACAAACUUGCCAAACUAAUACCACAUUGCAGAAAAAUCCACCAAGCCAAAUGAUUUUGAAGCCUGCAAGACUGCCAACUGUUAGAGGCCGCCGCAAACAUUGUGAUAAACAGUCCAAGGAGACCAGUGAUCCUGGUCGUAGUGUUGUUUUGUUGAGUAACACAGAGGCAUCAACAGACAAUAAUGACACUGUAUCAAUUAGACGCUCGGGAAGAGUGCGAACAAAGCCCCUGGAAUUUUGGAACUUUGAAAAGAUUGAAGUGAGAGCUUUAGAAAAUGGUGAAGUAGAUGUCAUUCAUCACAAGCAAGAACUUCCCGUUAUAAGAAAGAAGAAGGAUAAAGAAUCUCAAACCUCCCAACAUCCAGCUGUAAAUUCUAACAGACAUAAAGCUUGUGUUCGCAAGUCACCCCAGAGGCUUUUUACAGAGUCUUCAGUGUCUAAAAGAAAACUUUUUUCCCCAAUCUCCAAUAGUCUUGAUGAGACAGCAAAUGCCGAAGACAGUAAACCAUUAAAGCGAAUGAGGAGGAGUUUAGAGACAAAGGAGGAAAGCCCAGUCCCACCAACAAUAAAGGUGACACAGUUUAAGGACUUGAACUUUAUCGAGACAGUAUCGAAACGCUGUAGGUGUUAUCUUGCCCGGUGCUUCCAAGACGAGGAGUUUGAUACCUAUGCAGGAUUUGCCUUUGUGGAAUGGGGUCAGCUAGUGUGGGUCACUACAAGGGAAACGAAACUGUUUGUGAUUGAAGGACUUGGCACUUUGAAGAUGACCGAUGCAACGGCAAAAGGAAAGAUUGUUUAUCUAGAGACUAGAACAGAAGUCGCCAUAACAAGUGGUAAAAAGGUAUCAGUAGUUAAAGACGGGAAAUGCAAGAUGUUGAAGCUCUUCAUUUAUUUAGGAUCUACAACGACGACAUCAUCCAGCAGUGACAUGAUGAGUGUUCCAAUACAGAGAUGUAGUUAAUCACCGGGGUAGUUGAAGGAUCAUUCAACAGUUAAUCCUCAUUUAAUCACUAAUAAAAAUUUAAAUUGUAUUAUAUGCUGGGUUUGUGAUCGAUUUUCUUGUUAUUCUUUUUCUGGCCAACCCUUUUUCAUCCAAUCCAAAUCAUUACAGUAAUUUGAAAUAAUAUCCGAUAUUCUCAUAAUAUACCGGGUAUAGUAUUUAGAAUUGUAUGUAUUAUUCUUGUAUUGUCUCUACAUACCUGAAGGAGGUUUCUAAGGAUUAACUUCAUGCUUAAGAUGUGCCUUAUUUUAUUUGCUGAAUAGCAAAACACUGCAUAUGCCAGUGUGUUUGGUAGUCUCUGAAAACUAAUUUUAUACUAUAAUAAGUACUCUUUCUUUCCAGAAGAUAUCGUCUUAGCAAUUUUAGUAUUGAUUGAAUUUGCAAUCUCGGGAGGUUUCUCACUUUAUUCUCAAUUGUAGUGUACCAAUUUUUUUAACUUUUUUUUUU